Molecule: messenger RNA, 3066 nt
Organism: Perognathus longimembris pacificus (Pacific pocket mouse)
Lineage: Eukaryota; Metazoa; Chordata; Mammalia; Rodentia; Heteromyidae
Gene: Fcho1
Product: FCH and mu domain containing endocytic adaptor 1
Exons: 29
Coding region: 273-2909 (878 amino acids)
Biological process (GO): clathrin-dependent endocytosis; clathrin coat assembly
Cellular component (GO): clathrin-coated pit; clathrin-coated vesicle; plasma membrane
Source: RefSeq, a predicted model, not a curated record
CAGGUGGCGGCUCGGGGCUCGGUCGGGCUGGGAGAUGGGGAAAGUGAGGCACAGAGCUGGACAGUGAUGCAUAACCAGGUGAACGUGGCUUAGGGCUAACCAGCUGGGCCCUAUCCCAGGAAGUUCCUCUGCCUAUAGGAGCCAUCCAGGGUGUGGCUGAGUUCUGAGGGCCUGCUCGGCUGUUCAGGGCGUGUUCUCUUUCCACACACUGCUGUGUGACCUGACACUGGGUGGGACCUGCAGGGGCCUCCACAUUGCCAGCUGCCACCAGGAUGUCAUAUUUCGGGGAGCAUUUUUGGGGUGAGAAAAACCAUGGCUUUGAGGUCCUGUACCACAGUGUGAAGCAGGGCCCUAUCUCCACCAAAGAGCUAGCUGACUUCAUCCGGGAGAGGGCCACCGUGGAGGAGGCUUACUCCAAGGCCAUGGCGAAACUCUCCAAACUGGCCAGCAAUGGGACCCCCAUGGGGACUUUCGCCCCACUCUGGGAGGUCUUCAGAGUCUCCUCUGACAAGCUGGCGCUGUGCCACCUGGAGCUGACGCGGAAACUGCAGGACCUCAUCAAGGAUGUACUCCGGUAUGGCGAGGAGCAGCUCAAAUCCCACAAGAAGUGCAAGGAGGAAGUGCUGGGCACCCUGGACGCCGUGCACGUGCUGGCGGGGGUCAGCCAGCUCCUGCCCAAGUGUCGCGAGAACUACCUGAGCCGCUGCAUGGACCAGGAGCGCCUGCGCCGUGAGAGCACCAGUCAGAAGGAGAUGGACAAGGCAGAAGCCAAAACCAAGAAGGCGGCCGAAGGCCUGCGGCGCUCUGUGGAGAAGUACAACUCGGCCCGGACAGACUUUGAGCACAAGAUGUUGGACUCCGCCGUGCGCUUCCAAGCCUUGGAGGAGACGCACCUACGGCACAUGAAGGCGCUAUUGGGCUCCUACGCACACUCGGUGGAGGACACGCAUGUGCAGAUUGGGCAGGUGCAUGAGGAGUUCAAGCAGAACAUCGAGAACAUCAGCGUGGAGAUUCUGCUCCGGACAUUUGCGGAGAGCAAGGGCACUGGCCGGGAGAAGCCAGGGCCUCUGGACUUCGAGGCGUAUAGUGCAGCUGCCCUGCAGGAAGCAAUGAAGCGUCUGCGGGGAGCCAAGGCUUUCCGCCUCCCUGGACUCAGCCGGCGGGAGCGGGAGCUGCCUGCGGCUGUAGACUUCCUGGAGCCGGACUCAGGGAUGUGUCCAGAGGUUGAUGAAGAGGGGUUCACUGUCCGGCCUGAUGUGACCCAGACCAGCACGGCCGAGCCUUCUCGCUUCUCGUCCAGCGACUCAGACUUUGAUGAUGAGGAGCCCCGCAAGUUCUACGUGCACAUCAAGCCCGCCCCCGCCAGGGCCCCUACCUGCAGCUCUGAGGCCUCCGUGGCACAGCUCAGGGCCACAGCCGGCAGCCUCAUCCUUCCUCCCGGCCCUGGGGGCACCAUGAAGCGCCACUCUUCGCGGGAUGCUGCUGGCAAACCCCAGAGGCCCCGGUCGGCCCCCAGGACCAGCAGCUGUACAGAGAAGCUGCCUUCCUCAUCUGAUGAGCAGGUAUCCAAGAGCCUCUUUGGGCCACCUCUGGAGUCAGCCUUGGACCACGAAGAUUUCACUGGCUCCAGCAGCCUUGGCUUCACUUCCAGCCCCUCCCCAUUCUCCUCCUCCUCCCCCGAGAACGUGGAGGACUCCGGCCUGGACUCUCCCUCGCAUGCUGCACCUGGCCCCUCCCCAGAGUCCUGGGUCCCCCGCCCGGGCACCCCGCAGAGCCCGUCCAGCUGCAGGGCACAGCCCCCAGAAUCCAGGGGGACCUGGAACCUGCCCCGGCCGGACUCCCCACAGCCCCUCGUGCCAUCGCCGGGCGCCUGGGGGCUGGAGGCUGCAGGAGAGAUGACCCCCAAUGACUCUGUGGCCAUGACCCGGAGAGCCCGCACACGGAAGGUGGCCUGUCCCAUGGCCCGCAGCCAAGGAGACCUGGCCCGGUCUCUGAGCCCCUCCCCAGCCCCUCUGGGCUCCAACGUCACUGCAGAGCGGCCCAGCUUUGCCUUCCAGACAGGACAUGGCGUCUCCCGGGGCCCCAGCCCUGUGGUGCUGGGCUCCCAGGACACCCUGCCAGUGGCCACCGCCUUCACCGAGUAUGUCCACGCCUACUUCUGCGGCCACAGCCCCAGCUGCCUGGCUCGCGUGACCGGGGAGCUGACCAUGACCUUCCCCGCGGGCAUCGUGCGUGUGUUCAGCGGAACGCCGCCGCCGCCCGUGCUCAGCUUCCGGCUGGUGCACACGGCGCCCGUGGAGCAGUUCCAGCCCAACGCAGACCUGCUCUUCAGUGACCCUUCCCAGAGCGACCCGGAGACCAAAGACUUCUGGCUCAACAUGGCGGCGCUUACCGAGGCUCUGCAGCGCCAGGCCGAGCAGAACCCGGCCGCCUCCUACUACAACGUGGUGCUGCUACGCUACCAGUUCUCCCGCCCCGGCCCGCAGUCGGUGCCCCUGCAGCUCAGCGCACGUUGGCAGUGCGGGCCGGGCCUCACGCAGGUGCAGGUGGAUUAUGGCUACCGAGCAGGAGCCACGGCAGUGGCCACGCCACUCACCAAUGUCCAGAUCCUGCUGCCCGUGGCUGAGCCGGUGACCAACGUGCGCCUGCAGCCAGCCGCCACCUGGAGCCUGGAGGAGAAGCGGUUCGCCUGGAAGCUCCCCGAUGUGUCAGAGGCAGGGGGCUCUGGCCGUCUCUCUGCCAGCUGGGAACCCCUCUCCGGGCCCAGCGCCCCCAGUCCUGUGGCCGCACAGUUCACCAGCGAGGGGGCCACACUGUCGGGCGUGGACGUGCAGCUGGUAGGCAGCGGCUACCGCAUGUCGCUGGUGAAGAGAAGGUUCGCUACAGGCAUGUACCUGGUGAACUGCUGACUCCCAUCUGGCCCUGCUGGUCCUGGUGCUCACCUGCCAUCCCCUCCUUCCCGAUGUGGGGUCCUGGCCCCUGCCAAGCCCUGCCCUUCGUGAAGAGGAGCCCCUGGUGCCCAGCCUGGCUGAGCUGACCCCCACAUGGGUCCUGGCCUUUUAAUGU